Messenger RNA from Microtus ochrogaster (prairie vole), 2173 nucleotides. It is a transcript of the gene Adam29, whose product is annotated as ADAM metallopeptidase domain 29. Lineage: Eukaryota; Metazoa; Chordata; Mammalia; Rodentia; Cricetidae. The record is from RefSeq and is a predicted model, not a curated record. Gene Ontology annotation, biological process: proteolysis; male gonad development. Gene Ontology annotation, molecular function: metalloendopeptidase activity. Gene Ontology annotation, cellular component: sperm head plasma membrane; plasma membrane; external side of plasma membrane.
CGGGCCAGCCUAGAAGAAUCCAUAAUAGCAAUGACUCCCAGACCUUAAAUCUUCUUUCAACCAACAUUUUUAUAGAUACAUGCUCAUGAUGACUGUGACUGAAGCACUGUUAUAUAUGAGGAUCUUAUUCCUAACACAAUUUUUUGGAAUUUUUCUAUCUUUUCCUGGACUCACCCAGGCUGGACAUCAGCACUACCACAGUCCCACAGAAGUAGUGAUUCCGUUGAAGGUAACUGGGAAAGCCAGAGGCAUAAAAUCUCCAAAUUGGAUAUCCUACAGCUUGAAACUUGGAGGCCAGAGACAUAUUAUCCACAUGAAGAUCAACAAAUUUUUUGUAGCCAGGAACCUCCCAAUGUUCACCUACUCUGACCAGGGUUAUCUGCUUGAAGAUUACCCUUUUGUACAAGAUGAUUGCUACUAUCAUGGUUAUGUGGAGGGGGACCCAGAAUCCUUAGUUUCCCUCAGCACUUGUUUUGGGGGCUUUCAAGGACUAUUAGAGAUAAAUCACAAAGUUUAUGAAAUUAUGCCCAAGAAGUUUUCUACCAAAUUUGAACAUCUGGUCUAUAAAAUGGAUAGUAAUAAAACAGAAUCAAACACUUCCAGCCUUAUGAAAGAUAAUAUAACAUGCCAAGUGGAGUUACAAAAAACUGGUAACCCCACUCUCAAGCAAAGUAACUUUAAAGGCUGGUGGACCCACAUUAGAAUUGUUGAAUUAGUAGUGGUGGUGGAUAAGACUCUAUAUGAACACUAUAAAAGUAACGACACAACCAUGAUGUCAGAUCUAUACGCUGUGAUCAAUAUGGUGGAUAACAUUUAUGAUGUAAUUGGUAUUAGAAUAUUAUUGGUUGGUUUGGAGGUUUGGAAUAAGAAAAACUUUAUUGUAAUCGAUGAUGUAAGAAAAUCUCUUAACCUGUAUUGCCAGUGGAAAGCUGGAAACCUUGUUCAUCGACUAAAACAUGAUACCACACAUCUUUUCAUAUACAGGCACUUGAGAGGAUUAAGUGGCAUAGGCUCAACAAGUGGGAUGUGUGAUCCAAACCGUAGUUGUGCAAUUGUGACUUUCAUAAACAGAACUUUAAACCUUCGUGCCCUUGGAGUGUCUCAUCACUUAGGCCAUAAUUUGGGCAUGAACCAUGACGAAUAUACAUGUAAGUGUGGAUACAGCAAGUGCAUAAUGCAUAUUAGUAACCCCCCAAUACCCAAAUUUAGCAACUGUAGUUACAAUUCUUUUUGGAAUUACUCUGUACGGAAAGCAAAUUGUUUGAUGGAAAACAUGUACACCAAGGAUAUCUUUGAUCUGUCGUACUGCGGAAAUGGUAUUGUUGAAAACGAUGAGCAGUGUGACUGUGGGUCUUUACGGCGUUGUGCAAAAGAUCUCUGUUGUAUGUCAAACUGCACUCUGAGUUUGGGAUCUUCUUGUGCCUUUGGGCUUUGCUGUAAAAACUGCCAAUUUUUACCAUCCGGAGAGUUGUGUAGAAAAGAGGCUAACAUUUGUGAUCUUCCAGAGUGGUGCAAUGGAACAUCCCAUAAGUGUCCAGAUGAUGUCUAUGUAGAAGAUGGAAUUCCCUGUAAUGUCUCUGCCUAUUGCUACGAAAAGCAAUGCAAUGACCGUAACGAAUACUGUAGGAAGAUUUUUGGCCAGCAUGCGAAGGCUGCAAAUACAAAUUGCUACAAAGAAGUACACUCCAAAGGGGAUCGUUUUGGCCACUGUGGUCUUCAAGGACCUGGGUACAUAAAGUGUGAAAACGAUGAUGCCCUCUGUGGAAGACUUCAAUGUGAUAAUGUGUCAGAAAUUCCCAAGAUGAAAGCUCACAGCACUGUGCACUUUGCUGUUGUCAAAGGCUUGUCUUGCUGGGGCACCGACUACCACCGUGGGACACGUCUAGAUGACAUUGGUGAUGUGAAAGAUGGCACAGAGUGUGGUCAAGAUCAUAUCUGCAUCCGUAGGCAUUGUGUGCAUAUAUCUGCGUUAGACAGCAACUGUUCACCUACAUUCUGUCAUAAGAGGGGCAUCUGCAACAAUAAACAUCACUGCCACUGCAACUAUUUGUGGGAUCCCCCUAAUUGUGUGAUAAAGGGCUAUGGAGGUAGUAUAGACAGUGGCCCACCUCCCAAGAUAAAGAGGAAGAAAAAAAUUUGUUACCCAUGUCUGUUAAUACUUGCUAUUUUAUUU